CCAAACCGAUAGCCUACCCUUUCAUAUUUGCCAGUAAACUCAAAAUGCCCUCGGAGGGCUGGGCUAAUAGUGGCGCCUGCGCAGUAUAAGUAAAUGAGUACUGCUACUCAUUGCUAGAAGAAGGGAGAGGCAGCUAGAGAGCGAGACGGGCAGAAGGGAACCCCGUCUACCUCCGUAUUAAAAUAAAUCAUUUAAUUAAAAAUUAAAAGGGACAAAAAAAAUCCGCACAGCCGGAGCAUCGUCGCCAUCGCUGCCGCAAGCUGUGCUGUCCGCCUGCCAUGCCAAGGACACGGCGAUGUAUUACUACUCCAGUCGGCCCAAAAUGAGUGCCAGCGCAGCUAGCGCAGCCGGGGCAGCGGGGGUGGGAGCUGGCGGGGCCGGGCGACUGCAGAACGGCAGUCGUUGCGCAGGGGGAGGCGGCUGCGGAGAGCUAGUGAACGGCGACGGGAGGUUCAGCGCCGUAGUGGCCACCGCUACUACCACCACCCCUACGGAAUGCUGUGACGCGGAGAGUUGCGUGGCGGAGGCCCAGACGAACAGCGACUGGGACAAAGCGUCUAUCGCGGCUGCUGCUUCUCCUUCUCCCCCCUGCACCAAUGCAGAGCCGGCCUCCGGGAGGCAGAAAAAGAAUAACGGCAGCACCGCGAGCUUCUUUGUGAACGGCGGCAGCACGGACGGCAUUAUUAUCACGCGCGAGCGAGCGGGUGCGUGUGGGCAGUACAGGGAUCCUGAUGGGCUCGCUGGCAGUGGUGGUUGCGGUGCGGUUGGCAGACAAAGCGAUGGACCAGGAGAAGAUAACGGCAUUAAUAUUGAUCACGAACCCGAAGGCUCGAGGCACGGGGGCGAGCGUCGGUGUUUUAUGGACCCUGCGUCUUCGAGAGUCGAGCGCAGAGCGUGCAAACCACAAGGCCCGGUCACCGGGAGGAGGAACUAUAACGCUAAAGGGCAGACCCAGACCGAGGGGGCUACUGCUGCCUCAAUGAUUGCCGCCGCAAGGUGUGGCCAUCAAAACGCCGAAUCGGCGAACAGUAAACGCCGGGGAUGCAGUUACACUCGCGUCUCCAAACGGGUGUGCUACGCAGGCACGGCCAGUGCGGCGGACUGCGGCAGCAUAGGCACAGGGAGUGAAACACAGCAGGAUCCCGGUGACACGCCGCGGAAUUUCCCCGAGAGUCACAGCAGCGGCGUCUCUGACAAGAGCAACGGCAACCAGUGGCAGGGAUCGGAACGAGGAACGGAAGACGUCGGUGUGUCGUUGUGUCAGGUUAGGCGCACCAGCGCAACUGGGUCUCGCAAGUCCAAUUCCACAGAGUGUCCGCGUGUGGCGGGUGACACUGCUAAUGUAAACAGCAACGACAUGAUGCCACCUUGUCAAACGUCAAAAGGACGUGUGAGACUGUACCGUGUGCGCUCAUUCCUAGCCAGCACCUCCGGAUAUCACAACGGCCACGGAGAGAACGAACACUGCAACUUGAAAGGGAGCAGCAGGCCCUCACCUCCCUCGCAAAACAAAGCCGUCAUACCCCGUAAGCACAGCUCCCCGGUGGCUGAUAUCAGCGAGCAUAGAGGGAACGGUGGCUCACAUGAGAGAGGGAGCUCUCCCCUAGACGUGGCGUUCCCCGAUAUUCCAGGUGCAGAUAGGUCAGACGCUGCCGAGGCAGAAGACACUCAGGUGAAACUGGACGCCCAGGUGGAGCGGGCGUCAGGCGAGGCGAGCCGACGCCAGGUAGAGCUCGAGGAGCGCUCGGAGCGCGUGCUCCGCCGCCUGCAGGCCGUGCAGGUGAAGCAGGUGGAGAGGCACGUGAGCCAGCAGCUGCAGGGCCUGAGCCGGAGGGUGUCGCGUGGGGGAUCUGGUGGCGAACGGAAGCCUGCUGCUGCUGCUGUGCUGUCCCACAGCUCCCGGAGGAGAGAGCUCAGUCGCCUGGCGCACAGCUGUAGCGAGGUGCUCUCGGCGGCAGGGGGCGCUCUGGACUCGGACCUCACAGCCAGCAGUUCCGGGGGAAGCAGCGAUAGUGAGGAAGAUGACGAUGACGAAGAUGAAGGAGCAGUGAUGAAAGGAUGGACACACACGCGCUCCGCCAAAGCAGUGCGGCGGGCAGCAGAGCUGCAGUGGGCUCAGGAGCGGGCGAGACUGGGCAGUAGGUGGGUCUGGCUACAGGCCCAGGUGUCCGAGCUGGAGUACAGAAUCAGGGCACUGACCGAGCUCUACACACACCUCCGCCAGGGCAAGGUGCGCACUGGUCCUGAAACACCUCUCAGAGCCCCCAGACCUCCCCCACCACAAAACAGCGCCACCUGCAGGUCCUCCUCUGCCGGUGAGCCCCUCAGGAAGACCAAGGCGGAAGACGCUGUCCCCUUCCCCCAACCCCUGCCACCCUCCGCUGCUCGCGUAUGUGCAUUGCCACGACUACGGCGGCACAAGCUCCUUCGCCUGGAGGCAUGUUCAGCCCUGGGGUCAAAGCCGGUGUCAUUGCCGUGUUUGUGUGAGCCUUCCAUGGUGUGUGUGCUGUGUGGCGGGGGACCGCCACAGCUUCCACCAGACCCACGAGAGUGUGUGGAACAACGGCGGUCUCGGUUGGACCUAUGUGUGCAUCCAGUUCUUACGCUCCCUUCAGACAUUCCUUUAGUGGUUCAGUGUGGGACGUCCCCGCUGGUCGGCGGUUCCCAGAAUGCAUUGCAUCGGACGUGUGUGGCCCCCCAUGCCGCUGGUGUGGGUAGGCGGGGCCAGGGAGCUCAGAGGGCGGGGCGUGUGAGGAGGAGAUUAAUGUGUCCCCGCCCACCUAAUACACUCCCUCCACUCCAACACCGUACAGGUGGAACCAGUGGCAGAAACUACAGAGGUGUGAUAAGUCCUGGACUGCUGACUCAGCGAAUCACCGACCUCCCUCCCCUGUCCAUCAUGCCCCCAGUUCCAGGUGCAUCCAAUCAGCCCUUGCGCAGGCGUCGAGGGGAGAGCUCUUUUGACAUUGAUAACCUGGUGAUGCCCGUUGGUCUGGCAGGACUCGGAGCGCGAGUGCAGAAACUCCAAUACAAGGAGAUCAUCACUCCCAGCUGGAGGGAACUGGAUGAUGAGAGGGAGGUGUCACAUCCUGCUCUAUUGGACUCCACUGUCUCACACCAGCAGGAAGAGCUUCAGGGAGAUGCAGAGUCAGAGGAGGUGGAAGACCUGUCUGAUGGAUCUUUUCUCAGUCGUCAUGCUGUGUGUGAGAACAGAGAACGGGGUCGCUGGCGCAACUUGGCACACAGACGUCGCCGUGGCAGGUCCUCUUCGUUCCACGGUGAGGGCAGGUGGAGCUCGAGGUUGCUGGAGGGGUCGUCGUGGUCUCCGGACGCCAGACACCCUACAGAGUGGGAGAGCUCUCCAGCCAGCCCUUUCCCCUUCAUAGACCCAGAGGAUGCCAGCCUCUUCCAGCCUGAAGAGGAACAACAGGUGAUGUUGCCAUGGGAACGCCGGACGUUCCCGCUGUUGGAAGCGGAGCUCGCAGCGUUGCAGGAAGAGGAAGAGGAGGAAGAGCUUUGCGAAGGCGAAGGCAGCGGACGCAGCCAUAGCACUGAUUCGGGCAUCUCUCUGGGCAGCCUGGAACUUUCCCCGAGGACCCCUCAGCCAGCAGCACUCCCCCCGGCAACCAGCUCAACUCAGGACACUCCGUGCCCCGCGCGCUCGUCAAUCCCCGCCACCUUCCUCCUCCGACCCCCUCUCUCACCCCACACCCUGCUUUCACAGUGAGAACCUAGUCUAGGUCAGACGAAUGAGAACGCAGCCUAGCCCAGUCGAGGUCAGUCGCUUCCUCAAUGAGAACCCAACCCAGUCGCCCAGUCUAGAGCAGACGCUCCUUGAAUGAGAACACAACCCAACCCUAGCCCAGUCGAGGUCUGUCGCCUCCUCAAUGAGAACCCAACCCAGUGUAACACAGCCCAGUCUAGAUUAAUCGCUUCCUGAUCCAGAACCAUGGCCAGGUGUUGCCUGGAAGUCGUGUCUAAACACCCUCAGCUCCUCACUACCGGUUUGACCCCCUACCUCACUUCUGUCUAUACACACACACACAUACACACACACACACCAUAAAAACAUAACCUCUCUCUCACACACACUAUACAAACAUAACCUCUCACACACACACACACACACACACACACACACACACACACACACACACACACACACACACACACACUCAAACUCAGUUGUUGCUCUCUCUUAAUGUAGGUAGUGUGUGAGUUUCCUUUCUCAAAAAAAGGUACAAGUUGGGGCCACGAUAGCUGGCUGGUCGUGUUUAAGUACACCUAUUCAUUUGGCCAGAAUGAGUAGCAAUGUGUUUGACGUUUCUGGCCUCCUUCAGGCCAUCUCCUACACCCAAGACUUGUUCUGUACCGUGACCCACGGAAGUCCAACAUCUCCUGUCCUCGUGACUUGGAAUGGAAAAAGAUGCUAUGGUUUCUGUUUGAGAUCUGCUUGACUUUUGGACAGGAGAAGCUCAGGGGUGCAUGUCAAAUAUGUGGUUCAAUGACAAACCACAAAGUUAACCCCAACAGUGACAAACGUUAACCCGAAAGACGUGGUAAACCUCUUAGUAGAAGACACCUAUGAUUCCGUUCUCCAACAAAACCGUCACAAGGCCCCUAUGUACCUCCAUAUCCUCUUGGUUAACUCACCCAGGUCUGUCACUAAACCAGCUACUUGGAAUACACCCCUGGUUCUUCUUCGCCAACAGGUGGCGCCCUCAUCUUUGAUCACAAGACUGGCCAGAUUGGUUCCAGUGUUAUCUGGCAUUUACACCUUAACCGAACACUCUACUUGCCCAGUAGCAUUCACUCACACACUAACCUAGAGCUACACACCCACACACACAUGCCUACACACCCACAGCAAUACACACUGUCCACCCUUGCCUUACAUGAUGUAGACAACAGCAGCCACUUCGACCCUUGUCUUUAUAAUCAACACAGACCAUACCCAUGCAGAGCCCCAACAUUCUCCAACGACCCUUCCUCCCUACACACAGUGUCCAUUUAGUAGUGUCCUUAGUAGGAUACAUGAUUGCGUACAGCCUUAUGCCCUGGUCUCACAGACUGCAACACUCACAACAGAGCAGUUCAUCUGUACUCCCUGCACUGCACACUAAAUGCAAGAACUCCACUAGUAAAAACUGAACACUAACGUCUCAUUCUUAACACUACAUCUAUUGGCACCUCCUGAAACUCUUUGUCUAGACUACACUACCCGAAACCCACUGCACCCCAGCACCUUAAAUUUGUACACUGCAAUACCCCCGAUACCCACAGAUCUCUGUAUGGCCUUUCUAUGGUUCACCUUCCUGAGAUAUUAUCAUACCAUUCUAUUUCUAGUGUCUUCUUCUUCCUCCUCUUCUUCUUCUUCUUCCUUUCUUCGCCUUGAAGGUCAUUACCCACAGCGCCCCCAGAACCGAAACCCCCCAGAUGGUCGAUUCUGACCUGAGCUUCAUCCAGCCCCCAAGUGGUCCAGUUUCGGUGGAUAUCUGGGUCCUCUGCCUGGCUGCAGCUGGUCUUUGGUCCCCCCCCCCCCCCCCACACACACACACACACACUCUUCCCACCCCUUCACCCAUCAUCUUCUCAGUGUCUCAGUCAGCACUGACUGGUUUGUUGACUGACUUAUUGAUCAUAAAUUACUUUUCCGUUAAUGAUUAAUUUUUGUUGUGUUUAUGUUUUAUGUUGUUUUUUUGUUUGUUUUCAUUUGGGGCCUGUCCAAACAUGGAUUCUAUUUGUGUUUGCCUUUGUUUACUUGUCUGUUUGUCUACUUGGGGUAAUGACUCUGACUGUUUGUUUGUAUAUGUGUGUGUGUCCACUGUGCCAUACGCGCACACACCCCAUCGAGCAUCUUACUUUGGCUCCAGAAAAACUGGAUAUGGCGGCUGAAUUUGGAAAAGGAUCUUUACUGACAUCUGGCUCUCAUCUAUCCAGCAGACGUCCAUGCCAGGCCAGGGUCAGAGUUACUCCACACUUCUGUCAGCUGCCUGAUGAUGCCAUCUCAUCAGAACAUCCAUACCUAGCACUCUCAUGAGCCGAUUUUGUGUGUGUGUGUGUGUGUGUGUUUGUGUGUCAACGGUUUGGACAGGUCCUUUGCACUGCUGACUGACCGAUGUUGUGUGUAUACAAAUGUCUCUUUUGUAAAAAAAAAAAAAAAACACACACAAAAGAACAUGAAGACUUAAAAAAAGCGCACAAUGCUGUCAAUGCAAAGACUCAAUAAAAGAGAAGUAAAGACAAA
This is a messenger RNA of Sardina pilchardus (European sardine), 6247 nucleotides long. RefSeq names its product KAT8 regulatory NSL complex subunit 1. The transcript is spliced from 12 exons. Bases 296 to 3727 code for a protein of 1143 amino acids. The record is from RefSeq and is a predicted model, not a curated record. NCBI's taxonomy places the organism in Eukaryota, Metazoa, Chordata, Actinopteri, Clupeiformes, Clupeidae. Gene Ontology annotation, cellular component: NSL complex. Gene Ontology annotation, molecular function: histone acetyltransferase binding.